UGUAAGCUGAGCCCCGGGAGAGGAGGAGGGAUCUGCUGGACCCUGGAGGAGAAAGGGUUUGUCUGCCCCGGAGGAAGGGAGAGAGGCAGAGCCUGGGCACCAUGGCUGGAUUCUCUGCUCUGGGGCUCCUCUCCCUGUGUCAGCUCUUGGCUGCAGCAUCAGCUCAGUCCCUUCAGAGAAUAGGACCACAAGGCCCUCCUGGACCACGAGGACCCCCUGGACCAUCGGGCAAGGACGGCAUUGAUGGAGAGCCAGGCCCUCCUGGUUUGCCAGGCCCCCCAGGGCCAAAAGGUGCACCAGGGAAGCCUGGAGCAGCAGGUGAAGCGGGAUUGCCUGGCCUUCCUGGAGUGGAUGGUUUGACAGGAACUGAUGGCCCACCUGGGCCAAGUGGGCCUCCAGGAGACCGUGGUGCAUUAGGACCUGCUGGGCCGCCUGGACCUGCUGGCAAAGGGCUACCAGGACCUCCAGGGCCUCCAGGACCCAGUGGGCUCCCAGGUGGACAUGGAUUUCGGGGUCCUUCUGGACCUUUUGGUCUGCCAGGAUUCCCAGGGCCUCCUGGACCACCUGGACCUCCCGGUCUUCCAGGCGCCCUUCCUGAUGCUGGUGGGGACCUCCAGUGCCCAGCUCUGUGCCCACCAGGUCCCCCAGGGCCCCCAGGAAUGCCAGGCUUCAAGGGACACACUGGUCACAAAGGGGAACCUGGUGAAGUGGGAAAACAAGGAGAGAAGGGUAACCCUGGCCCUCCUGGCCCUCCAGGAAUUCCUGGUGGUGUUGGUCUGCAGGGCCCAAGAGGACUGAGAGGCCUCCCUGGUCCAAUGGGUCCGGCUGGUGACAGAGGUGACAUUGGAUUCAGAGGCCCACCUGGAAUCCCAGGCCCUCCAGGGAGGGUUGGAGACCAAGGGAGCAAAGGACCUCAGGGAUUCCGGGGGCCCAAAGGUGACUCUGGUAAACCUGGACCAAAAGGAAACCCAGGGGCUCGUGGACUCAUAGGAGAACCUGGAAUGCCUGGCAAGGAUGGGCGGGAUGGAGCUCCUGGACUCGAUGGUGAGAAGGGUGAUGCAGCUCCCAUGGGUGCUCCUGGAGAGAAGGGGCCAAAUGGACUCCCUGGACUGCCUGGAAGAGCAGGUAUUAAAGGCUCAAAGGGUGAACCAGGCAGUCCUGGAGUGACAGGAGAGACAGGACCCUCAGGAGAGCCAGGAAUCCCUGGCGACGUUGGCAUUCCUGGUGAGAGAGGUCUGCCAGGACCCAGAGGAGCAACUGGACCACUCGGCCUCCAAGGCCCCAUAGGAGCUCGUGGUGUCCGAGGUUUCCAGGGACCCAAAGGUGCCAGCGGYGAGCCCGGCCUUCCUGGCCCCACUGGAAUCCGUGGAGAGACGGGGGACAGGGGUCCUGUUGGUGUUCCUGGUCCCAAAGGGAACCAGGGCUUUGCUGGAGCUGAUGGCCUCCCAGGUGACAAAGGAGAGCUGGGUCCCUUUGGUCCUCCCGGCCAAAAAGGAGAGCCAGGAAGAAGAGGAGAACUUGGUCCAAAAGGUGCCCAAGGACCUAACGGGACUGCUGGAGCACCAGGGAUCCCAGGACAUCCAGGACCCAUGGGUCACCAGGGGGAGAGGGGUGUCCCUGGCAUCACGGGAAAACCUGGACCUCCUGGCAAAGAGGCCAGUGAACAACAUAUCAGAGAAGUCUGUGGGGAAAUGAUAAAUGAGCAAAUUGCCCWGUUGGCUGCUAACCUGAGGAAGCCCUUGGCUCCUGGAAUGACGGGCCGGCCUGGCCCAGCGGGGCCCCCAGGACCCCCUGGAUCAACGGGAAGCAUUGGGCAUCCUGGUCCUCGUGGGCCCCCGGGAUACAGAGGGCCACCAGGAGAGCUUGGUGAUCCUGGACCCAGAGGUGACACUGGUGAAAAGGGAGAUAAAGGACCUGUUGGCCAAGGUAUCGAUGGGCCUGAUGGUGAUCAAGGACUUCAGGGACCACCUGGUGUGCCUGGAAUUACUAAAAAUGGCCGUGAUGGUGCUCAGGGUGAACCCGGGCUGCCAGGGGAUCCUGGGACUCCUGGGACUGUCGGGGCUCAGGGAACUCCAGGAAUAUGUGACACUUCGGCUUGCAUGGGAGCUGUUGCAGCGUCAACUUCCAAAAAAUCAUAAACCAACAGUACAAGAAGUGAAGAAGUGACUGAAUAUUUAAAUAAACAGUGCAUUGUAAGAAAACAGAAUCCUUCUAGUGCUAAAAGGACAGAUGCUCCUUCUAUUCUAUUAAGUGGAGACUUUGACACAGUUCUAUGAAAAAGAAAGCAUCAGAUGAAAACUUUAAUUAAAGAUGCUUUAUGACUAUCUUUUCAUCCCCCCAAUUAUUUUCCAGAAUUUUUACUGCUAAAGAACCUCACCUUUCCUUCCUCCCUUUGCUCAGGACCUGCAAGAGGAAGCAUUGCUCCUUUUUACAUCACCCCCAUGUACUAAAGAUCACGACCUUUUCCUAAGAAAGUUUGAGCCUUUCCCAUUGAAUUCCUUGGUGCUGCUCCCACUGACUUCAGUCCUGCAGGUUUGGCACUCAGACAUGUUGUUAAGGCACUCAGGACUGAGCUGCCUCUUCCAUCAGUGGAAAUCAGGCAUUUUAAUAUCCUGUAUUUUAACAUCUGAACCUUCUGGCCUAAGGAAUGACCAUUGCUUAAGUUCGUGCUGUCACUUAAAAMAUUUCAGAUUGCACCUCAAAUAUUUGCCAAGACUAGUAAACAGUAAUGCAACUGAAUUCUCUUGCGACUGAAUUCUGCAAAAGGAGUAAUAUUAAUAUUUUAAUUUCCAGGGAAGAAUUUUUAUAUAUUUCCAUUUGAUAAUAAAGGAAAUGAGGUAACAGCAUUUUCAUGACCUCUACGUAAGCUAUUUGCACAAUAAUUGUGAUGGAAGCCCACCUAAGAAAGGAUGUGCUUUUAAAGUCCAGCCAAAACCACCUGUAUGAACUGUUGUAAAAAUAAAAGGAGAUUUUUUUWAA
This is a messenger RNA of Malurus melanocephalus (red-backed fairy wren), 2979 nucleotides long. RefSeq names its product collagen type IX alpha 3 chain (gene COL9A3). The transcript has 32 exons. The record is from RefSeq and is a predicted model, not a curated record. The coding region runs from base 102 to 2138 and encodes 678 amino acids. Lineage: Eukaryota; Metazoa; Chordata; Aves; Passeriformes; Maluridae.